Molecule: messenger RNA, 2251 nt
Organism: Thermothielavioides terrestris NRRL 8126
Lineage: Eukaryota; Fungi; Ascomycota; Sordariomycetes; Sordariales; Chaetomiaceae
Exons: 1
Coding region: 573-1865 (430 amino acids)
Biological process (GO): secondary metabolite biosynthetic process
Molecular function (GO): monooxygenase activity; FAD binding
Source: RefSeq, a predicted model, not a curated record
UUGCGAUGAGCCAGCGGAUCGCGACAUCGGGAGCUGCAUGAUAUGCGAAAAGCACAUGUGUUCUUCACACGCCCGCUACGACCUUCACGUUUGUCCACACGCAUAAGCCAGCAUCUCUCCAUGACAUAGACUCUUAUCUUGACCGAAGCGCAGGACAAUGGUCUCCAAAACUACCACGGGUCCUAUGGCGUAGCCAAGAAACGACAUCUCGCUGCUCUGUUAGCUAGCUCGCUGUCCAAUCCACAACUGAGCAGUGAACACAAGACGGAGACCAGCCCCGGCCAUGACCCCGGGCCCCGACCCAACGGCUCGGAGCGGGGUCGGCAGUUCGCUCAGAUUGGAGAACCCACAUGUUGCUUGGAAUUUGGCACGGAAUAGCGGUCUGCGCCGACGGGAGUUAACCAUGGCUCGACGGAGCGCGGUGCGAGGCCCAAUUGCCGUCGGGGCUAAAACAAGGACCGCGACCCCCCCUUCUCGUUAACAAGGUCGCGUCUUACACACCUGAUCCCACCUCCGUCCGUCUGCAAUCGUCCAACGACGCUCAACACCGCACGGCACACGGACCGGACAGAAUGUCAGGCGACGACUUCCCGCGGCUCCCGCCGUCUGGCAUCAAGGUGCUGGUCGUCGGGGCGGGCUUCGCGGGCCUCGCGGCGGCCAUCGAGUGCGACCGCAAGGGCCACUCGGUGACGCUGUUCGAGAAGGCCGACGACGUGGACGAGCUGAUGCGCAUCGGCGACAUCAUCAGCUUCGACCCGAACGGGUCCCGCGCGUUCGAGCGCUGGCCGGGCGUGGUGGACGCCAUGGAGGCCAUCGCGCGCCAGACCUCGUGGCUCGACCUGCACCACCACCAGGGCCGCUUCGUGACCCGCCAGUCGUUCGCCCACGAGAGGGCCUGGGGCCGGCGCAUCAACGGCCACCGCGGCCAGCUGCACAACAUCAUCUACCGCCACGCCGUGGCGCGCGGCAUCGACAUCCGCCUGGGCUGCCGCGUCGAGGACUACUUCGAGACCGACGACCCCCCCCAGGCCGGCGUGGUGGUCAAGGGCGAGCGCAUCGCCGGCGACGUGGUCAUCGCCGCCGAGGGCGUGCGGUCGCGGGGGCGCAAGAUCGUGCUCGGCUUCGACGAGAACCCCAAGUCGUCCGGCUACGCCGUGUACCGCGCCUGGUUCCCGGCCGACCGGAUCCGCGACAACCCGGUGCUGCGCCACCUGGUCGUCAACGGCGAUACGCACCAGGGGUUCAUCGGGCCCGACAUCCACUUCCUCGCGUCGAGCAUCAAGAACGGGUCCGAGGUCAACUGGGUGUUCACGCACAUCGACGACGGCAACAUCGAGGAGAGCUGGCAGUUCCCCGGCAAGCCCGAGGAGGCGCUCCGCUAUCUCGACGGCUGGUGCCCCGUCGUGCGGGAGCUGGUCAAGGCGACCCCCGACGGCCGGCUGAUCGACCACAAGCUCGUGUACCGCGACCCGCUGCCGACCUUCAUCUCGCCGCGGGGGCGCAUCGCCCUGAUCGGCGACGCCGCCCACCCGUUCCUGCCCACGUCCAUCCAGGGGGCCAGCCAGUCGAUCGAGGACGGCGUGGUGCUGGCGACCUGCCUGGAGCUGAGCGGGCGGCGCGACAUCCCCAGGGCGCUGCGCGCGUACGAGAGGCUGCGGUACGAGCGCGUGCACCGCGCCCAGGCCAUGGGCCCCAAGACGAGGGAGCGCUGGCACAAGGCCGACUGGACCAAGGUGUGGAAGAACCCGGAGAUGCUCCACCUGAUCCGGGAGCCGUGGCUGCUGAACUUUGACGCCGAGAAGGACGCCUACGACAGGUACGGGCAGGUGGUGGCGGAGCUGGACACAGUCAAGGCGCGGCUGUAGGGACGGGUCUGGGGGCAGUAGUAAAGAUGCAGACAGACGCAGACCAGACGGGUUGGCUCAAGCCGCGCUGAAUUCCAACUGGCGUUUGGGCCGGGAAAGUUGCGCGAACCUGGCAGCUUGAGAUCGUAAUCAGAGGCGUCAGGCAGCUACGGAGCAGCUAGCUGCCUGUGAAUGCCGACUGUUUCCGCCUGACUGCACUGACACUCCAAUCGUUGUGUUAUGGCCGGCAGAUAGUCCACAACCUUCUGCUUGAAUACGCCCUCCCUGACCGGCUCCUCGGCCGAUUCGAUCACCCAUUUUUCUUUGCAUUUCGAUUCGUUGCAUUCAUUUCUAAGAGCUUGGCUCUCUGAUCAGAUGUAAAUGAAUAAGUGGCCUGCGGCCGAUCU